CCCAAGCAGAUAAGAGCCUUCUAGCUUCCUGCCUGGAAUCGAAAUCUACCAUCACAAAUGGCCUCUGCUUCAUCAACACUCCUAUCACCACAAUUCUCAUUUUCUUCGAAAUCUUCAUUAAAACUCAGAAGGAUCUCUAAUGCACCACCAAUGCAAGAAAGCCUGAGCCUCAUCGAUAGUAAAACACGAGUCCAGAGGAGAGAAAUUUUCAUUAAAGGACUGGCAAUGUUGCCGGCCGCCGUAUUCGGCGGAGCUCCCAUAGCAGAAGCAAGAGAAGUGGAGGUGGGAUCAUAUCUUCCACCAUCCGCCGCCGACCCUUCUUUCGUCGUCUUCAAGGCCUCCCCCAAAGACACCCCAGCUCUACGCGCAGGAAAUGUGCAGCCGUACCAGUUUCUUAUUCCACCGACAUGGAAGCAAGCUCGAGUGGCCAAUAUAUUGUCAGGGAAUUAUUGCCAGCCCAAGUGUGCGGAACCAUGGGUGGAAGUGAAGUUCGAAGAUGAAAAGCAGGGGAAAGUCCAAGUGGUUGCAUCUCCUUUGAUACGUCUAACGAACAAGCCUAAUGCGUCGAUCGAGGAAAUUGGAGACCCUGAGAAAGUGAUUGCCUCACUUGGUCCUUUCGUCACCGGCAAUUCUUAUGAUCCCGAUGAACUCCUCGAAACAUCCGUUGAAAAACGUGGACAACAGACGUACUACAAAUACGUACUUGAGACUCCAUUUGCUCUAACGGGUACCCACAAUCUGGCAAAAGCAACAGCAAAAGGAAGCACCGUUGUAUUGUUCGUAGCCAGCGCUAACGAUAAACAGUGGUCUACAUCCCAGAAAACUUUAAAAGCAAUGCUUGAUUCAUUUGAAGUCUAAUUUAAUGUUACAUUUUAUAAAGAAUGAGAACCAUAGAGGAAGAAUUACUUAGUCUUGUUUGUUGGAGAGGUCCUAUUUGUGAUACA
This is a messenger RNA of Hibiscus syriacus, 944 nucleotides long. Its product is annotated as psbP domain-containing protein 6, chloroplastic-like. Bases 58 to 858 code for a protein of 266 amino acids. Gene Ontology annotation, molecular function: calcium ion binding. The record is from RefSeq and is a predicted model, not a curated record. Gene Ontology annotation, biological process: photosynthesis. The transcript has 3 exons. Gene Ontology annotation, cellular component: photosystem II oxygen evolving complex; extrinsic component of membrane; photosystem II. Lineage: Eukaryota; Viridiplantae; Streptophyta; Magnoliopsida; Malvales; Malvaceae.